Molecule: messenger RNA, 1022 nt
Organism: Raphanus sativus (radish)
Lineage: Eukaryota; Viridiplantae; Streptophyta; Magnoliopsida; Brassicales; Brassicaceae
Product: multiple RNA-binding domain-containing protein 1-like
Exons: 6
Coding region: 405-887 (160 amino acids)
Molecular function (GO): RNA binding
Source: RefSeq, a predicted model, not a curated record
CUAUGUACGAGUGUCUACAAAAGAGGGAAAAAGAAAACACUCGAAAGCCUCAUUUUAGUUCGUUACAAGUUCUUGGCUGUAUAGUUGGGAUUCGGUUUGGUUUAUUCAGUAUUAAAAAUACAACUAUUUGGUUAUUUGGACCGGUUCGGUUCUUAAAGGUAGAAAGCCGACCUAAAGUAGGAACAACAAAAGACCUAAAACCCCUCUCGGUGCCCCCCCUUUGUACCUUCAUCUCUCCCUCGACCCGGCGGCUGAGUUAAUUGUUCCGACACUACUAUAGUCUCCAGAAACAUUGCAAAAAAGGAUUAAAUACUUGUCUUAUUAGUCUCUUACAAACUCUAUUUUCGAGGUCACUUUUGGAGUCUACAAUUCUCAGAACGAGCUAUUUCUAUUGCAAAACCUAAAUGAUGUCGAGGAUCUAUGUGAAGAAUCUGCCUAAAGAAGUGGAAGAAGCUCGUCUUCGAGAUGUUUUUUCAAAGAAAGGAGAAAUCACAGACGUUAAGUUAUUACGCUCCAUGGAAGGUAGAAGUAGACAAAUGGCUUUUAUUGGGUUCCGUAGUGAACAAGAAGCUCAAGAAGCUAUUAAGUAUUUCCACAACUCGUACCUCGAUACUUUCCGUAUCUCUGUUAAGAUUGUUCGUAAGUGGACGUUACAUGUGAAAAAUAUAGCUUUUGAGGCAACAGAGAAAGAAGUAAGACAGCUUUUCAGUCCAUUAGGACAGAUCAAGGGUUUUAGGCUUCUUCCAAAGAGGCAUUGUUGUAGUAAUGCUCUUGUUGAGUUCAUGACGAAGCAAGAAGCUUCAAACGCGAAAAUGGCAUUGUCGAACACCCAUCUCUACGGACGCCAUUUGGUGAUUGAGUGGGCUAGAGAUGGAAAUAGCUUGUAAGAGAAGAGGCGUCGUUCUUCUACUUGUUUUAGUAUUUGUUUUUUCCCUAAAUAGAGAGAAGUAUGUUAUAUAGAGAUAAUUCUAGGAACAAUUUCCAAUUACAUCUAUAAAAUUCAAUUAAAACCGUUGAAUCCA